AUGCAGGACCAAUUUCGCCAACCUGGUCAUCCGUCCCAACCACAGUCUCAUCACCCAAGCCAACCACUAUCGCCCGCUCAUUCUGCCUAUCAUCCAUACCCUCCCAGAGACUCCGUCAUAAAACGAGAGUCCGGCGAAGAUCCGAGGCGCUCAAACUCUGCUGGGGGACAUGCGCCAGACUCUGUACCCCAUUCAACACAUGCUAGCGCAGUCUCGCAUCCUCAACAACCGCCGCCGCCGCCGCCGCAUCAACCCGCAUCAGCAUACGCCCCAGAGGGCCAGCAUCGUCACAUGGGCUACGAAAAUGGACCUUCGGUGCCUCCCAACCCGGGAAUGUAUCGGCCUACCAGUUACCCACCGCCGACUCCCACUCAUCAGCCCUCAUUCGAGUCGCAUGCAAGCUACCCUCAAGCAACAGAGCCGUUCUACGGUGUAUACACAUCGUCCGCCGCUUCAAAGAAGAAGAACACGAGAGCAUCACAGGCUUGUGAUCAGUGCCGACAGCUCAAGGCCAAGUGCGACGAAACAAAGCCCUGCAAAACAUGCCGUGACAAAGGGACAGAGUGCCGAUACCGCGAUCCGGUGCCCAAAGCGACCGACAAGGCCCAGGCCGACAUCCUCGAGGGUAUUACCGUGGUCCAGCACAGCAUUGCCAGCUUGGUGGCGCAAGUUGGGCGUAUGGACAACCGGAUGACCAAGCUUGAAGCUUCCAUUGGCGGCCAUGCCAAUGGUAAUUUUGUGAAGAUGGAUUCUGUCACAGAAGAAGAGCAGCUCAAGACACUGCCGAGAAGCCCCUUCGAGGAGGAGCCCGAGUCUGCGCAUCAAUUUUACAAUAGCGGCCCUUGUCGUGGUGACUUGGACGCCCGUGUCGAGCGUGCCCCCUUGGAACUGAUGGCUGAGGAUGAAUUGGAGGCAGAGCCAGGACCAGUAGUGCCCCCUGGCGAGCCUGCGAUUCCCAUAAAUCACACUACACUUGCCGGGUUGCUUCUGGAGUGGCCGUGCAUAAGUGACAUUGUUAAGCCACACUUGGAAGCUGAGGGCAUUCGUCACAUCAAGGAAUAUCCCAUGAGCCACGAACAAAGUCGCGGCAUUCUUGUUGUAUACGGUCGUGGCGAAGACGCGCAUCCCUCGCGGCGGUUGAUGGAGAAUCCCGACUACGGCCAGCUUGACAUGGGAGAUGAGUCGUCUGAUGGAGCAUCUCCCUCCCCUGCUGCUGAAUGGGGACACCUGGGUGGAUUGAGCCCUGCCGACCAAGCGACGGAGUACAAGGGCGGUGUCUUGGCCAGUGAUGGUAAUCCCGACUUUUCAGAAGACAAAGUCUGGGCGCCUUCGAAGGGCGCCUUUGCUGUAGGUAGCGUAGCCCCCAACCUGGCGACGGAGAUGACGGGGUCGAAGCGCAAAAGGUCGCCCCAACCCGACGGACCAGAAGUUCUUUCAACGCCGACGACUGGGAAAUCUGGCAGACCUGAAAGAUCGAUACAUAAUGCCCUCGUGCUCUGCAUCUUGGCCUUGGGGAAGAUUUGUCUGCACAGAGACCGAAUUUACGACGCCGUUCUCCCGGUUGACCCUUUACCUCAUGGGAGCCCUUCCGCUAGAAACGGAAUACCACCGUCUCCCAACCGGGUGUCACCGCCAAGUACCUCGUCACAGUCUUUCUCUUCAGGAGGUGUAGCGGCGUCCCCAAAGGAAACGGAACGAGGAUUUCAGAGCAGGCGGUCAUCAAUCCAUGGCGGGAGUACGGGAACCUCAAGAGGUGGCCUCGGAAUGAAGAAGAACUACGAGGCUAUUCCUGGCUUGGAGUAUUUUGCGUUUGCCACAGACAUACUCGGGAAUUAUACGGGCGCCUACAAGAACAUGAAGAACGUCUACGCUUUGAUUUUUGCUGGAUUAUACCACGGCCAGCUUGCCCGCCCGAUGGAAAGCUUCGCAUUCAUUCACCAGGCUGGCCAUAAAUUGCAGGUCAUCAUGGGACCAAGCCUGGAUAAGCUGCGUCGAAUCAAGACAUCGGAUAUGCCAAUGAUACAAGAACAGAAGCAUAAUCAAUUGGCUUUGACAUUUUGGACGUGCUUGCAACUGGAAAGCGAUCUUAUUGCAGAGCUGCGACUUCCUCCCUCUGGAUUGCUCUCGUACGAAGAAAAUAUGCCACAUCCAAACAUGAGCUUGCUGAGGGGGUAUGACCAGAGAGUUCUCGACAGUUACUUGGCGCAAUUGUACCUUCGGACGCACCUAAACAGCAUCCAUCGCAUGUUCUACUCCCCACUUGAGAGCACUCAGGAAGCAGAAUCAAAAGAUCUGGCCCUCAAGUUCAAAAAUGUUGGGCUAGUUGCCGGCGCAGUGUCGGGCAUGCGGUGGGUUGCAAAGAGUUACGCCUUCCACGAAGACGAUCCCCCGGCCGACGACUUCCUCGCAGCCCGGCUGCGGGCCAAAUACUGGGGCGCACAAGUCAUCACAUACCGGCCAUUUAUUCGACAAAUUUUGCAGUGGUCGGAGCAGCGCCGGAAGCAUCCAUCGAGUCCGAACCUCGAGGCAGUGUCCGAAUUCCGACGAGGCGUCGCAGCACCCGUCAUCGACCCAUCAGUGAAGUCCCACAAGGAUAUUCAACCGACGGUGAUUGAGUAUGCGAAGCGAGGUAUCAAGGCGUUGAUCGAGAGCACGCGGGCCUUUCACAAUUUGGGACCGAAACGACCCGUCAUUACAAACGUCUUUGGGACCGCUCAUGCUCAAUGGGGAAACCUCUUGACAGUCAAGCACGGCCACAGGUUCUCUAAGAACAGACAUGCACAUACUCGAGGGCAUUCAGCGAGACUUGUUUUGCUCGGCUGCCCAGGUGAAGAUGACGAGAAGCUUCUCAGACAGUACCAACUUACAGGCGCCAGUUCUUCCGAUGGCAGCGCCACCGCCCAUGACGACGCCUAA
Messenger RNA from Metarhizium album ARSEF 1941, 2916 nucleotides. RefSeq names its product C6 zinc finger domain-containing protein. The coding region runs from base 1 to 2916 and encodes 971 amino acids. Gene Ontology annotation, molecular function: DNA-binding transcription factor activity, RNA polymerase II-specific; zinc ion binding. The record is from RefSeq and is a predicted model, not a curated record. Gene Ontology annotation, biological process: regulation of DNA-templated transcription. Lineage: Eukaryota; Fungi; Ascomycota; Sordariomycetes; Hypocreales; Clavicipitaceae. The transcript has 7 exons.